Rubroshorea leprosula is the source of this 2842-nucleotide messenger RNA. NCBI's taxonomy places the organism in Eukaryota, Viridiplantae, Streptophyta, Magnoliopsida, Malvales, Dipterocarpaceae. The record is from the annotation of a GenBank genome assembly.
GCCGUUGGAGAUAUCUCUAGUAUUUGUAGUCCUUCUCAGUUGAUACCCUGGAUCCCUUUCAAAGGCUCCAGAAGAAACCUUUGGCCGGAGAAAACCCCAAAUCGUGGAGAAGAGAAGAGGGUUCAGACAAGUGCCAACUGCCAUUAGAGUUUGUUAAGGUAAAUUUGACGAGAAAGGCAACGACAUGGAGGAAAGGGACUGUCUAUAGGCUAAAUCCUUUCAAAGAGGCUCUCGAUUCGAAUAAGCUAGAUCAAGGAAUAUGACAAUCCAUUUAGGGAAAAGGAGGCACACAAUUUCAGCUGGCAAAAGGAGAUUUGUGAUGAUUAGAAUUUGCAGGGAAUGUAUUCUGACUUCUAAGGCAUGCUAAGCCACUUUUAGGACAUGUCCAUUGUUAAUUGAGAGAAAUCAAGCUUGACAGAUGGGGACUAUGGAGAUAGCUCAUUUGCAAAAUGGCUGGUAUCAUCAAAUGGAUUUGUAAAUUUGACUUUAUUUAUUUGUUGUUUAGGAUGGGACUGAAGAUAAAUUGUCAAUACUUUCUUUCGGGGUAAGUGGGGUAUAUUUUCAUUUAUGAGUUUUCUGAUUUCUAAUGUGGGAAGAAAAUGGCUUGUAUAGCAAAAAUGGGUUAACCUCAAUCUCUGUUGCUUGGGAAUUAAAUCUAGCUUGAAGAAUGGUUUUGCAGUUGUCUAUAAAAAUGAAUACUUUAUUUUAUGCAAAAUUGUUACAUUAGUCUUAUAUCUUGUGUUGUUAGCCUAAGCUGCCCUUUGGUCAAGUUUUUUGCUUACAAGAAGUUUCACUUUCUUUUCAUAUGGACUCACAGAUUUGCCUCCUAUAUUUUAACCUCCCACUGGUGUUUGUGUUGAUUUUUAUUUGCACAAGGAGGGCUGUAGACUUUCUUUCUUAUCCUCCUGAUGAGUUGAUAGGAGUAUGUGUGUAAUUUUUGUUCUUUUAGUCUUCUCUUUUAGCAUGUCAAUAUUUGCAAUAUGGUUUGCAAUUUGGUGUUCAUUUAAGCUUGCUAGUGAGUUAUUUGGCUUGAUUAAAAUUUCCUUUUGACUAGUAUCGGGAUGAGAACUGUUUCCUGCUGCAUAGCCAUUAACUGGUGAGAUUUCUUUUUUCUAUCUAUGGCCUGUUGCUAUAUAUAUGACAUCUCUUUAUCUCAGGACAGUUGGGUCAUUUAGAUCUUUGAAUACUGGUGAUUGGGUUUUUUAUCAAGCUUUUUCUUUAUUUUAUCUCUUGUCAUUCAACAAUUGCUGCUGGAAAUGAAAACUUCUUUCUUUUUUUUCUUUUUUUUUUAUAGGUAAUCUUUUUCAUAAUGCCAGCAGAAGUAUCAUUAAAUUUUUUUUCUUGUCUAAGCAGUGUGUUUGUCAUCACUUUCUUUAUAGUUUUGGAAUUCUAUGUUUGUGUUUGUUAUGCAAGGCUAAGGAAAAAUAUAAUUAGAAGUGCAGUUAAUGGAAGGUCUUCUGUUGAGCUUGCAACGUUUUAUUCCUGGCCAAGGAAAAAUAUAAUUAGAAGUGCAGUUAAUGGAAGGUCUUUGGUUGAGCUUGUAACAUUUUAUUCCAGUGCUGGUGUUUUACAUCAAGAAGAUUGGUAAUAUGAACUCAACCGUGGAACUACUCUCGUGUGAUUGGAAUUCGAGGUUUCUUUACAAAUUUCACACUCUUUCUAUCAGAGGCUAGAUGAUGCUGAUCAGUCUGGUGGUGGAUAAGGAUUCAAGAUUCUAUCUAUUAGUAUACACAUCAUCAUGUUAAAGCAAUUCUGCUGCAACUUACGAUGCCAUGGCAGGUAAUAUUUAUUUCAAUCUACAUGCAAUCUUAUCUAUCUAAUGCUUGCAUUUGGUUUGCUGUGUGAACUAGCAAUUCACUUUUUUGUGGAGUACUGCAUUUUUUGUCCCUCACCAUUGGUUGCAUUGCCUUUUAAGAUAUAGAAACCCUAGAUGGAAUAAACUAGAAAGAGCAAAGGUUUGAUGUAGGGUGGCUCUUGGUUAGCAAGACCCUUCAACUUUUGAUGCUAUGAGCAAGUAAUAUUUAUUUCAAUCUACAUGCAAUCUUAUCUAUCUUAUGCUUGCAUUCAGUUUGCUGUGUGGUAGAGUCCUGCAUUUUUUGUCCUUCACCAUGGUUGCAUUGCUUUUAGGAUAACUCUGGAUGGAAUAAACUAGAAAAAGGAAAGGUUUGAUGUAGGGUGGCUUCUUGGUUGGCAAGACCCUUACCUGAAAAAUUGAUAAGGGAUCCUACUUUACCUUUUGUUUGCCAUUGCAACUUAUGCAACAUCUUGGGAGAACUUAGAUGAAAAGACGAGCAAUUUCUUCAAAGAUGCUUCUACCAUUCUGGUCAGUAUCAUUUUGAGGAGAACUUGCUUAGCUAGACAAUAAGCUAAAAGAGCAUGAGUUUAUAUGGAGACUUAUGGCCGCGCAAAGAAUCAGCCAAAGGUCAGAUAUACUUUCACACAAGAAUUGCACUAAAUGUAUUUUCUGAGCUGCCAAGUGUAAGUUGAUACAACGCUUGAGCUCCUUUAGGAAAUUCAAUAGAGUAAAUAAAGUUUGAGGAUGGAGAUUUGUAAGAGUACAAGAGAAAGUGACCAAAUUUUGCACUUGAUAUUAUCCUUGAACCUUAAUGAAAAGAUGAAAGUAGAGUUGGAGCACAAUUAUCUUUUGCAGGCUGAAAUUACUGUUCUAAAACAGUGAGUUUGGGAAUAUGAAUAAGUUUUAUCUUAUCUUUUCUUUCUUUCUUUCUUUCUUUUUUUAGUUAUUGUAACACACCUCCCAUAGGUACCAUUGGUCCUGUGCGAGUGUUUAACUACAAAUUUUAGAAAAAUAAUAACGUAACGGAAAUAAAACACUUCUAGAAUA